Molecule: messenger RNA, 1737 nt
Organism: Sclerotinia sclerotiorum 1980 UF-70
Lineage: Eukaryota; Fungi; Ascomycota; Leotiomycetes; Helotiales; Sclerotiniaceae
Exons: 3
Coding region: 1-1737 (578 amino acids)
Biological process (GO): mitochondrial translation
Cellular component (GO): mitochondrion
Source: RefSeq, a predicted model, not a curated record
AUGGCGAAAGGAUCAAAGUUUGAGUUGAAGACUCCAAAGGGGACGAAAGAUUGGCAAGGAAAGGAUAUGGUCAUUCGGGACAAAAUCUUUUCUACUAUUACUGAAGCCUUCAAGCGCCAUGGAGCAGUCACUAUUGAUACCCCGGUUUUCGAAUUGAAGGAUAUUCUUGCAGGAAAAUAUGGCGAAGACAGCAAACUCAUUUACGACCUGGCAGACCAAGGUGGGGAGAUUUGCUCGCUCAGAUAUGAUCUAACAGUACCAUUCGCAAGAUGGUUGGCCAUGAACGGGAGUGUACAAAGUAUCAAGAGAUAUCACAUUGCCAAAGUCUAUAGACGGGAUCAGCCAGCAAUGACCAAAGGUCGCAUGAGGGAAUUCUAUCAAUGCGAUUUCGAUAUUGCAGGUGUCUACGAUCCUAUGUUACCCGAUGCAGAAGUAAUCAGGGUUGCGACAGAAGUAUUUGAAGGUCUUGGCUGGAAGGGACGAUAUACUAUCAAACUCAACCACAGAAAAAUAUUAGACGGAAUCUUCGAAGUUUGUGGAGUUCCAGAGGACAAAAUUCGCACAAUCUCUUCUGCGGUAGAUAAAUUGGAUAAACUCCCAUGGGAAGAUGUGCGCAAGGAAAUGACAGAAGAAAAGGGUUUGGCAGAAGAUGUUGCGGACAAGAUUGGAGAGUACGUCGUACAAAAAGGCCAGAAAGACCUCCUCAGUAAAUUGCAGGCCGAUGAGAAAUUGAUGGCCAAUGCUUCCAUGAAGGCCGGUUUGGAAGAUAUGGAUCUAUUGUUCGGUUAUCUAGAUGCAUUCAAAUGCUUAGAGAACGUUUCUUUCGAUCUGAGUUUAGCACGAGGUCUCGAUUACUACACAGGAAUCAUCUACGAAGUCGUUACGGAAGGGUCUGCACCUCUCGUGAGCACAUCAGCCGCUCCUGCUGCCCCACCAAAAUCCUCCAAGAAGCCCAAGAAAGUAGCUGAUGCCGAUGAGGAUCGCUCAUCAGAUCCUAGUGUUGGUGUCGGAAGUGUCGCAGCUGGUGGACGCUACGAUAAUCUUGUCGGCAUGUUUGCUGGCAAGGGAAAGCAAAUUCCCUGCGUUGGUAUUUCGUUCGGUGUUGAUCGAAUUUUCUCAAUCACAAAGGCUAGAAUGGAGGAGGAGCAGACGACAGAGCAAGUGCGAAACAAUGAUGUGGAUUGCUUCGUCAUGGCUUUUGGAGGAAAGGGUUUCACAGGGCUCCUGAAAGAACGAAUGUCAAUAUGCUCAACGCUUUGGGAGGCUGGUAUCAAGGCGGAGUUCCUAUACAAAGUCAAACCAAAACUACCAAACCAGUUUAAGGCUGCAGAGGUGAAUGGUGUACCUUUCAGUGUCAUCCUAGGCGAAGACGAAAUCACUCAAGGCAAAGUUAAGAUUAAGGAGAAUGGUCUGAGGGAUGGACACCCGGAGAAAGAUGGUGUAAUGGUCAAUCUUGACGCUUUAGUCUCCGAAGUCAAGCAACGACUAAAGAGAAAAGCUGAUAUCGAUAACAUGACUCGAAAAGCCGAUGGUCUGAGAGUUGUAGGAGGCAUUAAAGAUGAUAAAGCUAAGGAAGAUGAAAUUCUUGCACAAGAACAAACUUCUGAGGCUCCUGCAACGAACCCUACAGAGUCUGGAAAAUUGACAGAGAGUGCCGAGCCUGUCUCUGAGGCGGAGAAGCCUGCAGAAGAAACUCCCCUAUCUCAAGAAGCUAUAGGAGCGGUCUCCGCUUCUUGA